Messenger RNA from Pseudoliparis swirei, 1591 nucleotides. RefSeq names its product DNA primase subunit 1 (gene prim1). NCBI's taxonomy places the organism in Eukaryota, Metazoa, Chordata, Actinopteri, Perciformes, Liparidae. Bases 91 to 1371 code for a protein of 426 amino acids. Gene Ontology annotation, cellular component: alpha DNA polymerase:primase complex. The transcript has 13 exons. Gene Ontology annotation, biological process: DNA replication, synthesis of primer. The record is from RefSeq and is a predicted model, not a curated record.
ACAACACACGGAACCGUCAGCCCGCAGCGGGAGAAAGCUCGCUUAUUGUUGGCACUUCAACGUAGAAUAACGGUCCUAUUUUGUCAGAAAAUGUCAUCCGCAAAUUAUGACUCGGCCUGUUUGCCGGACUUAUUACCGCUGUACUACCGACGGCUGUUCCCCUUCUCCCAGUUCUACCGCUGGCUGAACUACGGAGGAGUGCAGAAGAACUACUUUCAGAAUCGAGAGUUCUCCUUCACACUCAAAGAUGACAUCUACGUCCGCUACCAGUCGUUCAGCACGCAGACCGAGCUGGAGAAGGAAAUGCAGAAGAUAAGCCCUUACAAGAUUGACAUAGGAGCCAUUUACAGUCACAGGCCCAAUCAACACAACACCGUGAAGUCGGGGACCUUCCAAGCCCUGGAGAAGGAGCUGGUGUUUGACAUCGACAUGACGGACUACGAUGAUGUCAGAAGCUGCUGCAGUGCUGCAGACAUCUGCUGCAAGUGUUGGACCCUGAUGACCAUCGCCAUCCGCGUCCUAGACAGAGCUCUUCGAGAUGACUUUGGUUUCCAGCAGCUGCUGUGGGUUUAUUCUGGCAGGAGAGGAGUGCAUUGCUGGGUGUGUGAUGAAGCUGCCAGGAAGCUCUCGGUAACGGCACGCUCUGCAGUUGCAGAAUACCUCAGCCUGGUUAAGGGAGGUGAUGAGACGGUGAAGAAAGUUGUGCUCACAGAUCCAAUUCAUCCUUCUAUCAGAGAGUCUUUGGUGUUUGUGGAGCAAUACUUUCCCCGGUACGCGCUACAGGAUCAGGACAUACUGGGCCGCAAGGAAUCUGUAGACAAAGUGUUGGCGCUGAUGCCUGAAGAUGUGAGAAAAGAAUUACAGCAGGACUUCCAGAACGAGAAGAAACCAGAGAACCGGUGGAAACUGGUGAUGGAUCAAGCCAUAAGGAAACGGAGCACUUCCAAAAAGAGCCUCCACUUUGAGAAAGAGAUCAUGCUGCAGUAUUGUUACCCGCGGCUCGACGUCAACGUCAGUAAAGGGGUGAACCAUUUGCUGAAGAGUCCCUUCAGUGUCCAUCCCAAAACCGGGCGCAUUUCUGUUCCCAUGGACCUUAAAGAAUUAGAAACGUUUGAUCCUUUUGCUGUGCCCACAAUCAGUCAGAUCUGUGAGGAGCUGGAUCGACCCAAGACGGGCGAAGAGGAAGAGAAGUCAGAGGACGCCAAGGAGAAGGAAAACGAAAAGGACGCGGCCGAGAAACGAAAGAUCAGAGAUUACAAAAGAACGAGCCUGGCGAAGUAUGUGAAAUACUUUGAUCAGUUUCUGGAUGGGAUGGCUCGCUCGUGGAAAGGAGAACUUCUCAAAAAAAGUGAUCUUCAGAAAGACUUCUGAACUGGAUCAACAACAAAGAAGCUAUGCAGAAGACCACUUGUUAAUAGCUCCCCAUGACUUAAUCUGAUAUGUGGGAAUUAUACAUAUAAGACUGAUGCAUUUAUAUAAAAAUGUCUCCUUACUCAAGGAUUGUCCUUCCACGAUACCAGUGUAAUGUUGUUUGUCUGUUAUUUUUCUAUUGUACAGUCAUUUGUGAAAAUAAACUUGAUAUUUCAACUUU